AAUAAUAUUAAAACAGGUUUCUCAAUAUGUAGGGUCGAAAAGUAUCGUCCUAUUCUUUUAAAAGACAUUGUUGGCAAUGAAGACACAGUAGCUCGACUCAAAGUUGUUGCUCGCGAUGGCAACAUGCCCAACGUUAUUUUAGCCGGUCUUCCAGGUAUCGGUAAGACUACGAGUAUCUUGUGUCUGGCACACGAAUUAUUAGGCAGUGCAUAUAAGGAGGGUGUAUUGGAAUUGAAUGCAUCGGAUGACAGAGGCAUUGAUGUUGUCCGAAAUCGAAUCAAAACAUUUGCACAGACAAAAGUAACGCUACCUCCAGGUCGACACAAGCUCAUCAUUCUCGAUGAAGCAGACAGCAUGACCUCUGGUGCACAGCAGGCGCUUCGACGUACAAUGGAAAUAUAUUCAAAUACGACGCGAUUCGCAUUGGCAUGCAACCAAUCCAACAAAAUCAUUGAGCCCAUCCAGUCACGUUGUGCCGUGAUGCGGUACACAAAGCUGACAGAUACCCAAGUGCUUCAACGUCUGAUGGAAAUUUGCAAAAUGGAAAAUGUGGAUGCUACAGAAGAUGGAUUGCAAGCCUUGAUUUUUACGGCAGACGGCGACAUGCGACAAGCUAUCAACAACUUACAAUCUACAUACUACGGCUUCAAGCAAGUCAAUGCCGAUAACGUGUUCAAAGUAUGCGACCAACCUCACCCGGUCGUUGUUCGACACAUUCUUGAAUCGUGUAGCAAGGGCGACAUUAUGGAGGCAGACAAGUGCAUACGUGAACUCUAUGAUUUGGGUUAUGCCGCAUUGGAUAUCAUCACAACCGUUUUUCGCGUAAUCAAGUCAUUCAAUGAGCUGGAUGAGGAGUUGCGUUUGGAUUAUUUGAAAGAGAUUGGUAUGACCCACAUGCGGAUCUUGGAUGGACAUCAGAGUUUGGUUCAACUGUCAGGUCUCGUAGCUCGGCUGUGCAGAUUAGGCAAAGAAAAGAAUAAUGGUGGUCGAUAA
Zychaea mexicana is the source of this 993-nucleotide messenger RNA. RefSeq names its product P-loop containing nucleoside triphosphate hydrolase protein. The transcript is spliced from 4 exons. NCBI's taxonomy places the organism in Eukaryota, Fungi, Mucoromycota, Mucoromycetes, Mucorales, Lichtheimiaceae. Gene Ontology annotation, biological process: DNA-templated DNA replication; DNA repair. The record is from RefSeq and is a predicted model, not a curated record. Gene Ontology annotation, molecular function: DNA binding; ATP hydrolysis activity; DNA clamp loader activity. Gene Ontology annotation, cellular component: Rad17 RFC-like complex; Elg1 RFC-like complex; Ctf18 RFC-like complex. The annotation marks the transcript as partial.